Molecule: messenger RNA, 1078 nt
Organism: Pseudoliparis swirei
Lineage: Eukaryota; Metazoa; Chordata; Actinopteri; Perciformes; Liparidae
Gene: cryl1
Product: crystallin, lambda 1
Exons: 9
Coding region: 36-992 (318 amino acids)
Biological process (GO): fatty acid metabolic process
Molecular function (GO): NAD+ binding; L-gulonate 3-dehydrogenase activity
Source: RefSeq, a predicted model, not a curated record
UGCGAGCGGAACCUUCUGGGCUCUACUUGAUCAGGAUGAGCUCUCCCGACAUGAGGAUCAUUACUGUGAUCGGCAGUGGUCUGAUUGGCCGCUCCUGGUCCAUGGUGUUUGUGGGAGGCGGCUACACCGUGAAGCUCUACGACAACAAGCCAGAUCAGGCGGCCAAGGCUGUGGUGGAGAUCAGGAAGCAGCUGGAGGAGCUGCAGGAAGCUCACAUGCUGCGAGGAGAGCUGCACGCCACCGAGCAGCUCGCCCUGCUGAGCAGCCACGAGGACCUGGCAACGGCGCUGGAGGGAGCCUUCUUCAUCCAGGAGUGCGUAUUUGAGCAGCUUGAGGUCAAGCAGAGCGUCUUUCAGGACAUCGAGCGUCUUGUGGGGAAGGAAGUGAUCCUGAGCAGCUCCACUUCCUGUCUGGUGCCCAGCGAGGUCUUCCUCAAAGUGCAGAGCAGGAGUCGCUGCCUCGUCUCCCAUCCGGUAAACCCACCUUACUUUGUCAAACUGGUGGAGCUGGUGCCUCACCCAGAGACGGCAGCAGCCGUUAUGGACACCACCCACUUCCUAAUGACCAAGGUUGGCCAGGCGCCCGUCCGUCUGAGGAGAGAGAUAGAUGGCUUUGCCCUCAACCGAGUGCAGGCGGCCAUCAUUGCAGAGUCCUGGCGGCUGGUCCAGGAUGGCGUUAUCUCUGUGGAGGACAUCGACCUGGUGAUGUCAGAGGGGCUAGGAAUGCGUUACGCCUUCAUAGGUCCCAUGGAAACCAUGCACCUCAAUGCACCAGCAGGUCUGGAGGACUACAUGAAGCGCUAUGGAGGGGGCAUCAGGAGGAUCCUCAGCUCCUUCGGGCCUGUUCCAGACUUCUCCGGCAGCGAAGCAGCCAAGAGCAUCGUGAACGAGAUGUGCGAGCUGAUUCCCGGCGACCAGCAGCACCUGUCGGCCCGGAUCGAGAGGAGGGACCAGCUCCUCAUGGGUCUGGCCCGGCUGAAGAAGGACCAGUGAGACCAGCAUAAAUUGAGGAAACUUCGGAUUAUCACUGGAAGCAAUUACCAGAAACUGGUUAAAAUCAAUAAAAAAGAAUGACGUCC